Messenger RNA from Miniopterus natalensis, 7917 nucleotides. The record is from RefSeq and is a predicted model, not a curated record. NCBI's taxonomy places the organism in Eukaryota, Metazoa, Chordata, Mammalia, Chiroptera, Miniopteridae.
UCCCAGCCCAUUGGAAUGUGCUCUGCAAACCAGGAAUUAAGCUCCUCCCUCUCUCUCUCCCUCUCUCCCCCCCCUCAUUUCUUCCUUCAUUCUUUCCCAAAUCAGACACAAGCUGGUGGCCUUGCUCCUAACUGGGACUUUAUAGUCUUUCAGGACCCACACCCAAGUCCGCUGAUCACCCUGGAGACCCAGGAUGGCUACUUCUCUCACCGGCCCAAAGAGAAAGUGCGGACAGACAGCAACAACGAGAACUCGGUCCCCAAAGAUUUUGAGAACGUGGACAACAGCAACUUCGCCCCCAGGACUCAGAAGCAGAAGCACCAGCCUGAGUUGGCGAAGAAGCCCCUGAGCAGACAGAAGGAGCUCCUGAAAAGGAAGCUGGAGCAGGAGAAGGCGAAGGGACAUUCGUUCCCGGGCAAAGGCCCCAAUGAGGUGCUGCCUCCCGGCGAGAGAGCCACAGUGAACAGUAGCCGUGGGAAGGAUGCCCCCAGACAGCCCCACCCCAGGAAAAGCGGGGGUAGCUCCCCUGAGAUCAAGUAUGACCAGCCCCCCAAGUGCGACAUUUCUGGCAAGGAGGCCAUCUCCGCCCUGUCCCGCUCUAAAUCCAAGCACUGCCGCCAGGAGAUCGGGGAGACCUACUGCCGCCACAAGCUCGGGCUGCUGAUGCCAGAGAAGGUGACUCGGUUCUGCCCACUGGAAGGCAAAGCCAACAGGAACAUCCAGUGGGACGAAGAUUCGGUGGAGUACAUGCUGGCCAACCCGGUCCGGAUCGCCUUCGUCCUGGUGGUGCACGGCCGCGCCUCUCGGCAGCUGCAGCGCAUGUUCAAGGCCAUCUACCACAAGGACCACUUCUACUACAUCCACGUGGACAAGCGCUCCAAUUACCUGCAUCGCCAAGUGCUCCAGUUCUCCAGGCAGUACCACAAUGUGCGUGUCACCCCCUGGAGGAUGGCCACCAUCUGGGGGGGAGCCAGCCUCCUGUCCACAUACCUACAGAGCAUGCGGGACCUCCUGGAGAUGACCGACUGGCCCUGGGACUUCUUCAUCAACCUCAGCGCAGCCGACUACCCCAUCAGGACAAAUGACCAGCUGGUGGCUUUUCUCUCCCGAUACCGAGACAUGAAUUUCUUGAAGUCACAUGGCCGGGACAAUGCAAGGUUCAUCCGGAAACAGGGCCUGGACCGGCUCUUCCUGGAGUGUGACGCCCACAUGUGGCGCCUGGGGGACCGGCGGAUCCCAGAGGGCAUUGCAGUGGAUGGCGGCUCCGAUUGGUUCCUGCUGAACCGCAAGUUUGUGGAGUAUGUGACGUUCUCCACAGACGAUCUGGUGACUAAAAUGAAGCAGUUCUACUCCUAUACCCUGCUUCCUGCUGAGUCCUUCUUCCACACGGUCCUGGAGAACAGCCCCCACUGCGACACCAUGGUGGACAACAACCUGCGCAUCACCAACUGGAACCGCAAGCUGGGCUGCAAGUGCCAGUACAAGCACAUCGUGGACUGGUGCGGCUGUUCCCCCAAUGACUUCAAGCCCCAGGACUUCCACCGUUUCCAGCAGACGGCCCGGCCCACCUUCUUUGCCCGCAAGUUCGAAGCCGUGGUGAACCAGGAGAUCAUCGGGCAGCUGGACUAUUACCUGUAUGGGAACUACCCUGCGGGCACCCCUGGGCUCCGCUCCUACUGGGAAAACGUCUACGAUGAGCCCGAUGGCAUCCAGAGCCUGAGCGACGUGGCGCUCACCCUGUACCACUCCUUCGCCCGCCUGGGCCUGCGCCGGGCUGAGACCUCCCUGCACACAGACGGGGAGAACAGCUGCAGGUACUAUCCAAUGGGCCACCCAGCAUCUGUCCACCUCUACUUCCUUGCUGACCGCUUCCAGGGCUUUCUGAUCAAGCAUCAUGCUACCAAUCUGGCCGUGAGCAAACUCGAGACGCUGGAGACAUGGGUGAUGCCAAAGAAAGUCUUCAAGAUUGCAAGUCCACCCAGCGACUUUGGGAGGCUUCAGUUUUCUGAGGUCGGCACUGACUGGGAUGCCAAGGAGAGGCUCUUCCGCAACUUUGGGGGUCUCCUGGGGCCCAUGGACGAGCCAGUAGGCAUGCAGAAAUGGGGGAAGGGCCCCAACGUGACGGUGACUGUCAUCUGGGUGGAUCCCGUCAACGUCAUUGCAGCCACUUACGACAUCCUGAUUGAAUCCACUGCCGAAUUUACCCACUACAAGCCCCCUUUGAACUUGCCCCUGAGGCCUGGGGUCUGGACAGUGAAAAUUCUCCACCACUGGGUGCCAGUUGCAGAGACCAAAUUCCUCGUUGCACCUCUGACCUUCUCCAGCAGGCAGCCCAUCAAACCGGAGGAGGCACUAAAGCUGCACAACGGACCCCACCGCAACGCCUACAUGGAGCAGAGCUUCCAGAGCCUGAACCCCGUGCUCAGCCUGCCCGUGAGCCCCGCGCAGGUGGAGCAGGCGCGCAGGAACGCUGCCUCCACGGGCGCCGCGCUGGAGCGCUGGCUGGACUCGCUGGUGGGCGGCGUGUGGACCGCCAUGGACAUCUGUGCCACCGGCCCCACCGCCUGCCCGGUCAUGCAGACCUGCAGCCAGACGGCCUGGAGCUCCUUCAGCCCGGACCCCAAGUCAGAGCUGGGGGCGGUCAAACCCGACGGCCGGCUCAGGUAGCACUGGGCGUGCGUGGGCCACAACGGAUGUCAAAGGGAACACAGCCAGAGGGCAGAUGGGGCCAGGACCCUGGCCUCCCACCCAGGGGGUGCCUUUUGUGGGAGGGGCUCUCCUGGCCACAGAAUGAUGGAGAAGGAAGGUUCUGAGGUCAAAGCCCGGUCUGCCAAUGACCUGCAUUUGGCAAGCUGGCUCUUGGGGGCAUGGUCUUACCUCUUCUGGCUGAUCCUCAAAUCCUACAGGGUCCUAGUCUUCCCCCUCCAAUGACCCAACCCCCCAGACAAGUGAUUCUCAAACUUUACUUUGAGCAGCAAAACUUUGUUUACCAAGCGCAGUCCUGGGUGGGAGUUCAAGGUGCAGGUGAAACCCAGGCUGCUCAGGGUGAAGGUGGGGAGAUGGAGGCUCCUUCUCAAAGCUCAGCCCACCGGGCGGUCCCUGUGCCAAGGGCAUCUCCUAAGGUACCUCUUCAGAACCCAAGGGCUCUGCAAAACCCAGUUUGAAAAGCACUGCCCAGACGGUGGGUUUGACCUCCAGCCCCCGCCCUUCGGCUCAUCUUCCCGCUCCUCUGCUCCAGGAAACCCUUGUGCCAGCCCUGAAAUGACAGGCCCCUGAAAGUCAUGCUCAUGGGCCCUCCCCAGGGAGGCAGUAGGCUCAGGAUGGCUCUGAGCUUCCCACUGGCCCUUCUUCUUAGUAAAUAGAUGAGCAGGGAAGCCUUUUGGUAUGACAUGGCCAAGGUCCACCAGAGUGUGACUGCCAAGUGCCACACUCCCUCAAGGAAAAAUGGGACGAUGGUGAACAUUGAGUCUCCAGCCAUUUAUGGACCAGGAGACCAAGACCAUGACCUUGCUGAUCCUUGAAAGUGGGAACGUUGGGGUCCAUGGCCAUGAAACUCAUAGAUUGUUUGGAGCAAAAUCGCUGAGCAAGACAGCACAGCAAUAUCCAUCCCCUGCUUGAGCCUUUUGGUCCUGAGGUCAGGCCCCCCCAAACCUCUGUGAAUGGCGCACUUGGUGCUGUUGGGAGUGACCAAACCGCAUGGACCAGACUUUUUACAUCAAGGAAAAAGCAUUUCCGAUUUGGUUUUUAAAUGCAUGCCCUUCCUUAUCCGAGGUGCCAGCAGGCCCAUCUGACAUGCAGUGUAGAAGCGGGAAGCUUGAGUGUCUGGUUGUUUAAAACCUAAACAAUAGUAUUAUUCAAAUGGCCUGAGCUGCCAGAAAUCUGAAGGGUUUCCUCGCCAUGUGCCCUGUGGAGGGCCCCCCUGCGCCUCUGAGAGCCCCUUCCGGGAGGCCCCCUUCCUCCCCUGAUCCCGCCCUCCCCCGAAGGACAGGGUUCCCUUGGACAAGUCCCAGUCCCACCCCUGGUUGCAAACUGUCCUUCCCAAGAAAGCCAGCCCUCGAUGUGCAUCUCUCCAGCGUGAGUUAGAAGGUACUGCAGUUCCUUCCUAUGACCUUUCAGCUACUCCCCCAGAACCACCCCCUCCCCCACCCAGCAAGGCAGGAGGUCCGAUGGGCAAUGGAGAGUAUAGAAAAAGGACACUUUAGAUAUUUAUUAUUUAUAUGUUUUAGUCAAUGACUAAUUAGUAGGUGCUGUUUUUGCAGCUUGACCAUUGUUAUCUUACUAACGGAAACUGCCUUUAUUCACGAAAGGCCCGCCCAGCCCUUUCCCUCCCCCUCUCUCUCCUCCCCACCUCCUAGUGUCUCUCUCUCUGUCUCUCUCAGUCUCUCUCUCUCUCUCUGUGUCUGCCCUACAUUCUCUGUGUCCUCAGAGGACAGCAGGGAUGUUGGAUACCAUGGGGAGGAUGCUCCAACUAGCGUCAUCCCCUGGCUGAAAGUGGGGUAACCUUGGAACAUCGGAGCCUCGUUUUUCCUCGUACAGGGUGUUAGCCCCAUCCAGCCCUUCAGGUCUGGGGGUGCUGGAAUUCCUGAGCCAUCCCUACUCCCUGCCCCAGGCACAGGGACAGGCCAGGCCAGCCUGUAGAGGGAGAGUGUGCAGACCACAGAGCUCCGGCAACCCCAGCCUCCUCCUUGGGUGACCUCCUUCGGCCAGUGUGACCAUGAGCCUCCAUGUAACAUGACAGAAUGACAGAGGGAAACAGGCUGCUUCCAAGCCAGGGAGGAAAAGAAAUCUAUUUUAGGAAGAGGGUAGGUGGUCAGACCAGGCCAGAAGAACCCAAGAGAUGGCCACGGUCAACCGUGGUUCCAGGGACCUCAGAGUGGUUUUCUCAGAAAUGCCCUAUAAUUUCUAAAUGGAAUUCCAAGCUGUGAGAGGCCCCUGCCAUGCCCUCUUUCUGUUCCCACCUUUUGUCUCUGGCCAGAGUGUCCCUUUGUCUGUCAGAGCCGCCCAGGGAGACUCUUAUCUCCCUCCUCACCAGACCACUAGGACUUGGUGUUUCCCAAUGUCAUUUGCAGUGGCCUUGAGGGCUCAGCCCUGACACAUCCGUGUGGAGCGUGUGCCUGCUGGCUCCUGCACCCACUGACAUUGCUGCCUUUUGUUCCCAUCUUGGAACAAGCGGAGAAAGUGGCAGAACUGGCUUACUCUGGGGACAUCCCCACCCCAUCUCUGUCCUGGGCUUCACUCACCUCUCCCUGCAGUGAAUUCUGGGACACUGCACGGUCACCCAGGUGUUCCUUAAUGCCCUUUGUUUCCGGAUAGAGAAUAACUUUGCAGAUGCUACAUUUGUUUAAAAAGAGAGGGAGAGAGGGAAUUCCAAACAAAGCCCAGGAUGAUUUGAGAAAAAGUGAUCUGUUCCAGGGAAAAUAGUUUCACUUUUUUUUAAAUCUGCCUAAGAGUGAUUUAUUGGUUAGAAGCCAGUGAUCAGGCUGCCUUCAGCAGUGGUUGCCUGAGAGUGUUACAAGCAUGAGACCGAGGUCUCCGGAAGCCCCGUUCCAGUCUGCAGCAUAGUGGCUGUGGGCAGAGUCACUGGCCAGGCCCCAGGACUGCAGGGAAACUGAAAGGUGGGACAGGGUCGGCUUUGAGACAGAAGGAAGCACUCAGUAGCUGCCGCACUCGGCAUGAUUUCCCAGCAUCCCAGGGAUAUGCAGGCAGAGACGGAGCUCGGGAGGCCUCCCACUGCCCACUGCACACUGCACACUGCCCAGGCCAUGCACACUGCCCAGGCCAUGCACAAAGCACUAAGGCUCAAAGGGGGGCACGAGCAAUUCCCAAGGCCCCAUGUUUUAACAAGUGCACCCAUUCCUCCCUUUGGAGAAAGGCUUUCUUAUCCGAUUGGGAGUCAUUCUGACUUUAUUUCCCAUUGUUAGCUCAACUUCUUAAAACGCAAGUGGCAUUUAGAGAGGCAGAGCAAGGCCACGCACGCCCACCGAAGGUGCGGAUUGCAGCUACUCUGGGCCCAUGCCUGUGCUGUGUGGUCCGUGCUUCCUUCUGGUUCUCUAGUUUCCAAGUGCAAGGAGGUCACUGGCUGGAGCCUUGAUCUCUUUGCUGAGAAGGUGCAAAACAGGAGAGCAGUAGCUCUCUGGGUUUGGGGUGUGAGCAAAGACCCCUUUCACAGCCAAGUUCACUAGGAAACUCAGGACACAAGCUCUUCAGCAGCAUCCGGGGGGAUACACUAAAUAGAGCUGUUGGCAAAAGCCUGCCAGAUCAAAGUGGCACCCUGUGGUUGAGGUCACAAAUGCCUAUGGGGUCCAGAACACUAACAGAGAUGAGUGAAGCAGUUGGUGUAACACAGUAGGGAGUGGUGGGGACUGUGGUCUGCUGGCACCACUUGACCCAUCCAAAAAGAGCAGCGACUACUCAGCUCCAGCCUGUCAGUGCCUAUGAGAAUGCAGGCACCGUGUCGCAGAACCUUCCAAUUUGGUACGGGAAGCGAAAAAUCCAGAUUUUAAUAGGAAAUCUGAUUUUAAAUGUUGGCUUUUUUUUUUUUUUAACAGAGGAUGGGCACAGAUAAAUCCCACAGUUCAGCCUGUUUACCUCACUCUGGAGAUGUGGUUUAAAAGGAGAUUUUAAAGGAGGAUGGGCGUUGCCCCUGUGAGGAGGGGAAAGCCAGCAUUAAGAAAGGGCAAAAAUAAUAGCUCACGUUGAACUCUGAAGGGGUCAGGAAUCUCUUCCUACUCAUUCCCAUCCCAAAGAGACAGUCCCACAGAGGAGGUGUCCCUGGAGAACUGGCUUGUUCAGAUCUCCUGGUCCCCACGCAGUUUGUGGUGAAGGGAAGGAGGAACAGAAUUGGGGGCCGCAGCUGUUGCCCCAUAAACCUCAGGGGGUCCACGCUGCCCAGGUCCUCACCUUCUGGAAUUCCAUCACACCCGGGUGGAGAGGUCAAGGAUGGGGUCCAGGAAGGGGGUGGCGUAUGAAACAAGUGUUAGCAGCCAGCUAGCCGGCUGUCUGAAAGCUUGGGAACCGUGCUGGGGCUGUGCUUACAGGGCAUCCUCUCAGCUUCUGCCUCAGUUACCUUACUUUGCCCAUGGGUCUACCACAGGCGCUACCUCACCGUGUCUGCUGAGAAGUUUACCUUGGGGGGCAUGAAGGUGGCCAAGUCUGCUUGAGCAGAAUGUACGAUCUAUGCAAAUUCUGUGUCUCUGUUUCUCUCUCUCUCUUUCUCUCUCUCUCCUCUGUCUGAAGUACUAUUAUUUUUUACCUUGCAAACAAGAUACUGUAUAGACCCCCUCUUAAGACUGAGGAAGGCUUUCUUGCGCCACCUGUGUCCACCCUUCACGGUGUCAUUGGUUCUGUCCCUCCCUCCCCCGUCGCGUGGCUGGGAGCUCGGCUGCCUCUGUCCACAGGCCCCACAGAAAAGCAGGUUCUGCCCCUUGCCACCUCCACCCCUAACCCAUCUUCUCCACGCCUCACUUUCCUCUGACUUGCUUACUAUCUCCCCAUCCCAUCCCCCCCAAAAAGCCUUAGGUUCUCCUUUUUGAAAUGUGGCCUUAAAAUUAUUUUUGGAAAGCUCACCGCCCUCUCCCUCCCAUUUCCACCAACAUCUGAGAAGAAAGAGCCCCUUGCAGCUUUCGUGGAAACCUCCUAAGCGAGGGGUGGCCAAUCUGUAGUUUGCAGAUGCUUAGGAAUUGCUCAUAAAUGUCGCCUUUAGGAAAAAUAAUUCUGAAAUGUUUCCCGUGGGUACAGUGAAGGCCUGGGUGCUCAUCUAGACCUCAGCCAGCCCCUGAAGCGCUCUCUCCGUGUGUAUUGUCGCCGCAAUGAAUGGGCUGGUGGCUCCAUCGCCAGCCGGGCGCUAGCUCCGGCUUCCAACCCUCGCCUUCCCAAACACUCGGUGACCCACGUACUUCAGCCAAGGGUACAUCAGGA